This is a messenger RNA of Babesia bigemina, 645 nucleotides long. RefSeq lists its product as hypothetical. The transcript has a single exon. Lineage: Eukaryota; Apicomplexa; Aconoidasida; Piroplasmida; Babesiidae. The record is from RefSeq and is a predicted model, not a curated record. Bases 1 to 645 code for a protein of 214 amino acids.
AUGGGAUUUUUGGUUAGUUGCCUUGAGGGAAGUAAAGACUUGUUAACGCAUUAUAAUGACGAAAUGCCAAGCAUAAUUGAAGCUUUAAAAUCCUCGAUAGGCAAGGGACUUGGCGUUUCGGGAUUUGCCUAUGCCAUUGGGAAGGUUAAGAGCGGGCUGCAGGAGUAUGAGAGAGGAUUAGAUGCAGAAGUUGAAAUCGUUAAAAACGCAUUUAAGCAACUUACGGAGAGCAUUAAAACCGCCAAAUCAGAAUUUAAUAACCCAAUCUUGAAGCCUCUUACUCAACAAUUGUCAGACGCUUCCACGAGGGGGAAAUUCAUUACUGCUAGAGCGAAUAAUGUCGACGAAGCCGUUAAAAAGCUCGAUGAACAUCUAAAAGGUAUGUUAACAUGUAACGUUAAAUUGCUCUUGCAGGCAGUGGAGGGUUUUCAUAGGGUGACGGAAGACGUUGAGGUGAAGCACUUUGCUCGGGCCAUGGACACCGCCCUUGUGAGUCAGAAACAAAAACUCAAUGGAACUGUUAACAUUGGCAUCACGAAUUUACAUAAGACAUUAGAUGUUGAAAUAGGAAAAGUUGGAGAUAAGAUUAAAAUUAUGGGUCAACAAAAAGAUGCGCAGUUAAACGCUGGUGACGGAAGCGAUUGA